Molecule: messenger RNA, 17851 nt
Organism: Lymnaea stagnalis (great pond snail)
Lineage: Eukaryota; Metazoa; Mollusca; Gastropoda; Lymnaeidae
Source: the annotation of a GenBank genome assembly
AACUGUUUGGUCAUCUCUACCAGUCUGGUCACUAAGUUACUGUUUGGACAUCAAGAGGUACGGUGUAGGAAUGUGUAGGUUAAUGGUUUAUUUAAUGCCUGCUGGUAGGUGGUAGGACCGUGUAUAGGUCUAUUGUUUAAAGGCAGCCAGGUAGGGUGUAGUGAGACAAUGUAUAGGUCUAUUGUUUAAAGGCAGCCAGGUAGGGUGUAGUGAGACCGUGUAUAGGUCUUUUGUUUAAAGGCAGUCAGGUAUGGUGUAGUGAGACCAUGCAUAGGCUUAUUGUUUAAAGGCAGCCAGGUAGGGUGUAGUGAGACCGUGAAUAGGUCUAUUGUUUAAAGGCAGCCAGGUAAGGUGUAGUGAGACCGUGAAUAGGUCUAUUGUUUAAAGGCAGCCAGGUAGGGUGUAGUGAGACCAUGCAUAGGCUUAUUGUUUAAAGGCAGCCAGGUAGGGUGUAGUGAGACCGUGAAUAGGUCUAUUGUUUAAAGGCAGCCAGGUAAGGUGUAGUGAGACCGUAUAUAGGUCUAUUGUUUAAAGGCAGCCAGGUAGGGUGUAGUGAGACCAUGCAUAGUUCUAUUGUUCAAAGAAUGCCAGGUAGGGCGUAGUGAGACCAUGUAUAGGUCUAUUGUUUAACGGCAGCCAUGUAGGGUGUAGUGAGACCAUGUAUAGGUCUGAUGGUUAAAGGCAGCCAGGUGGGGUUUAGUGAGACCGUUUAUAGGCUUAUUGUUUAAAGGCAGCCAGGUAGGGUGUAAUGAGACCGUGCAUAGGUCUAUUAUUUAAAGGCAGCCGGGUAGGGUGUAUUGAGACCAUGUAUAGGUCUAUUAUUUAAAGGCACGCAGGUAGGGUGUAGUGAGACCGUGUAUAGGUCUAUUGUUUAAAGGCAGCCAGGUAGGGUGUAGUGUGACUAUGUAUGGGUCUAUUAUUUAAAGGCAGCCAGGUAGGGUGUAGUGAGACCGUGUAUAGGUCUAUUGUUUAAAGGCAGCCAGGUAGGGUGUAGUAAGACCGUGUAUAGGUCUAUUGUUUAAAGGCAGCCAGGUAGGGUGUAGUGAGACCAUGCAUAGCUUAUAGUUUAAAGGCAGCCAUGUAGGGUGUAGUGAGACCGUGUAUAGGUCUUUUGUUUAAAGGCAGCCAGGUAGGGUUUAGUGAGACCGUGUAUAGGUCUAUUGUUUAAAGGCAGCCAGGUAUUGUGUAGUAAGACCGUGUAUAGGUCUAUUGGUUAAAGGCAGCCAGGUAGGGUUUAGUGAGACCGUGUAUAGGUCUAAUGUUUAAAGGCAGCCAGGUAGGGUGUAGUGGGGCCGUGUAUAGGUCUAUUGUUUAAAGGCAGCCAGGUAGGGUUUAGUGAGACCGUGUAUAGGUCUAUUGUUUAAAGGCAGCCAGGUAGGGUUUAGUGAGACCGUGUAUAGGUCUAUUGUUUUAAGGCAGCCAGGUAGGGUGUAGUGAGACCAUGUAUAGUCUUAUUAUUUAAAGGCAGCCAGGUAGGGUGUAGCGAGACCAUGUAUAGGUCUAUUAUUUGAAGGCAGGCAGGUAGGGUGUAGUGAGACCAUGUAUAGGCUUAUUGUUUAAAGGCAGCCAGGUAGGGUGUAGUGAGACCAUGUAUAGGCUUAUUGUUUAAAGGCAGCCAGGUAGGGUGUAGUGAGACCAUGUAUAGGUCUAUUAUUUAAAGGCAGCCAGGUAGGGUGUAGUGAGACCGUUUAUAGGUCUAUUGUUUAAAGGCAGCCAGGUAGGGUGUAGUGAGACCAUAUAUAGGCUUAUUGUUUAAAGGCAGUCAGGUAGGGUGUAGUGAGACCAUGUAUAGGUCUAUUGUUUGAAGGCAGCCAGGUAGGGUGUAGUGAGAUCGUGUAUAGGUCUUUUGUUUAAAGGCAGCCAGGUACGAAGUAGUGGGGCCAUGUGUAGCUCUAUUUUUUAAAGGCAGCCAGGUAGGGUGUAGUUAGACCAUGUAUAGGUCUAUUAUUUAAAGGCAGCCAGGUAGAGUGUAGUGAGACCAUGUAUAGACGUAUAGUUUAAAAGCUUUCAGGUAAAGUGCAGGACUGUCUGCAUCAGUCUUUCAAUACCGGCCUCAUAGCAUCAGUCUUUCAAUACCGGCUUCAUGGCAUUAGUUUUCACUACCAGCCUCAUAGCAUCAGUCUUUCAAUACCGGCUUCAUGGCAUUAGUUUUCACUACCGGAGUAAUAGCAUGAGUUUUUCACUAACGGCCUCAUAGCAUCAGUCUUUCAAUUUUGGGCUCAUAGCAUCAGUCUUUCACUACCUGAGUCAAAGCUUGAAUCUUUCACUACCGGCUUCAUAUCAUAGGGAUGUUCUAAGACAGGAGACACGUACAGUUAUAUGCAUGGCGAUGUUUAAAUCAUGACACACGUACACUCGCAUACAGGGUGAUAUGUUAAGUUAGAUCAACUUACAAGGGCAGACACUCAACCACAGAACGUGGCGAUAUUGAAAGACAAAUUUAUGAAGAGAGAUAACACAGACCUGCAAAAAAACCUAUUAUAUUUGAUGUUCAAAUUUUUUCAAAGAAAAAAGGGCAGCAGAUGCUCGCAUUGUUAUGCUCAAUUUUUACUUCGAGGUGCAUUUACGGUUGUACUUAAAAGACCAACAUCUGACCGGUAUGAAAGGAGAUAAUAAUGUUGGUUUUGGACUUAUUUGUUGUUAAAAUAUUAUAGCCGUAUACAGCCUUUUCAAUCAGCCUUCUAAUACAGCAUUCCUAUUCAGCCUUUUCAUACAUUUUUCUAAAACAGCAUUCCUAUAAAGCCUACUCAUACAGACUUGUUCAAACAUUCUCUUGUCUCACAGCUGCCAUCAUGAUGCUCCUAGUUCUCUCGUGUUUCGCCCUGGCCUAUGGCUCCGUGGAAGCCCUCGUACCGGGCGGGCCCAUAGACAGACCGGAUCUGUUGAACGGCACAAACAUCUUCGUCCAGAAAGCCCUCGAUGCCAUCAAUCAAUACAAUGUCAAAAGCGCUGACGUCCCCUGGACGUUGGUAAAAGUGACCAGUGCAACAUCUCAGGUAUAUCACAGUAUUAGCUAGGUCUGAGGGGAAGGAAUUAACAAUUCAGGCCAAAGCCCAACAUGGGCUGUAGCGACACAGUAAUGGAUGAAUGGUCUGAGUGGAAGGAAGUAACAAUUCAGGUCAAAGCCCAACAUGGGCUGUAGCGACACAGGAAUGGAUGAAUGGUCUGAGUGGAAGGAAUUAACAAUUCAGACCAAAGCCCUACAUGGGCUGUAGCGACACAGGGAUGGAUGGUUGCAUGUCUCAGUCAGGGUGAACUGUGUACAGGGUGUUUGAUGGAUCUGUGUUCAUCGAUUGCUAAAGAAAUGCUGAAAUGCUAUCUGUUAACUGGAGGUCUUUACUGCAGUUGUAAUCGUUGUGUUAAAAGAAGAUGAUCUCAUACAAAGUUUAUAGUUGUCAUUGCAGUUGUUAUACAACCUACCGUAAAAGUCUUUCUUCCAUUUUUCGUUCUUACAAUCGCUAACGGAUCUGUUACCUUUGUGUCCAGGUUGUUUCUGGAACCAGUUACAAGUUUAUCCUUGAGGUCACGCAAGGGUCAAAGGUAAGUGGACUUAAAUAAGCACAGCUAGAAUUUAUCUUAAGGGUUUUAUUCGAUUGCUUUUGAAAUCUUACACAUAGUUUUGUUAUAUUGUUCAGUUAUAUUAUUCAGUUAUAUUGUUCAUUUAUAGUAUUCAGUUAUAUUGUUCAGUUAUAUUGUUCAGUUAUAUUAUUCAGUUAUAUUAUUCAGUUAUAUUAUUCAGUUAUAUGGUUCAGUUAUAUUAUUCAGUUAUAUGGUUCAGUUAUAUUAUUCAGUUAUACUGUUCAGUUAUAUUAUUCAGUUAUAUUGUUCAUUUAUAGUAUUCAGUUAUAUUAUUCAGUUAUAUUUAUCAGCUAUUUAUUCAGUUAUUUAUUCAGUUAUAUUAUUCAGCUAUAUUAUUCCCUUGCAUUAUUCACCUAUAUUAUUCAUUUAUAUUAUUCAGUUAUAUAAUUGAGUUAUAUUUCUUUAGUUUUAUUAUUCAGUUAUAUUAAUCAUUUAUAUUAUUCAGAUGUAUUAUUCAGAGUGCCAAUUCAGCAUUGGGCCAUGGCACUACUCACUUUACGAAGUCCAUCUUCGCUAGAAAAUAACGGUGUUUAUAUUCCUCCAGCGCACGUUUUCCAAAAUUGUUCUUAUAUUGUGUACCCCUACAAAUUGUUCUUAUAUUGUGUACCCCUACAAAUUGUUCUUAUAUUGUGUACCCCUACAAAUUGUUCUUAUAUUGUGUACCCCUACAAAUUGUUCUUAUAUUGUGUACCCCUACAAAUUGUUUCACUAAGUCUCAAACCCCUAAAAAGUUACAAUGGAAUUUAAAAUGGUGUCACCCGGUGCAGUAAACUCAUGGUGUUACUUGGUGGAGUAAACUCAUAGAGUCACCCGGUGCAGUAAACUCAUGGUGUCACCCGGUGCAGUAAACUUAUGGUGUCACCCGGUGCAGUAAACUCAUGGUGUCACCCGGUGCAGUGAAUUCAUGGGGUCACCCGGUGCAGCAAACUCAUGGUGUCACCCGGUGCAGUAAACUCGUGCUUUCACCCGGUGCAGUAAACUCAUGGUGUCACCCGGAGCAGUAAACUCAUGGUGUCACCCGGUGCAGUAAACUCGUGCUUUCACGCGGUGCAGUAAACUCAUGGUGUCACCCGUAGGAGUAAACUCAUGGUGUCACCCGGUGCAGUAAACUCAGGGUGUCACCCGUUGCAGUAAACUCAUGGUGUCACCCGGUGCAGUAAACUCAUGGUGUCACCCGAUGCAGUAAACUCAUGGUGUCACCCGUUUCAGUAAACUCAUGGUGUCAUCAGGUGCAGUAAACUCAUGGUGUCACCCGGUGCAGUAAACUUAUGGUGUCACCCGGUGCAGUAGUGUCACCCGGUGCAGUAAACUCAUGGUGUCACCCGGUGCAGUAAACUCAUGGUGUCACCCGGUGCAGUAAACUCAUGGUGUCACCCGGUGCAGUGAAUUCAUGGGGUCACCCCUUGCAGCAAACUUAUGGUGUCACCCGGUGCAGUAAACUCAUGGUGUGACCCGGUGCAGUAAACUCAUGGUGUCACCCGGUGGAGUAAACUCAUGGUGUCACCUGGUGCAGUAAACUCAUGGUGUCACCCGGUGGAGUAAACUCAUGGUGUCACCCGGUGCAGUAAACUCAUGGUGUUACUCGGUGGAGUAAACUCAUAGAAUCACCCGGUGCAGUAAACUCAUGGUGUCACCCGGUGCAGUAAACUUAUGGUGUCACCCGGUGCAGUAAACUCAUAUUGUCACACACCCCCCUGCCUCCCUGAUGGAAUUCUUCUUGUUAAAAUUAGUCCAAAAUGACAUAAACAAAAAAACAAACAAAUUAAUUCACGGCCAGUAGGCGUAUUUAUUUAAGAACUGUAACAACGAAAAGUUAGGCUUAUUUUUACACUAAGUUUAAAAUGUUCCUUUUCUUGUCUUCAAAGCCAUAAAUCCUUCAAUCACUUGAUCAUAAUCAAUAUCCUUCAUAGUAUCACUUUCAAUUAAUAGUAGAGCCCAAUCAGAAAUCCUUGACUAUCCCAUCGAGGAUCGUAAAUAGUUCUUGAUGCUAUUCAGUUUUGAAAAGAUCCGAUCACAUGAACCUACAGACACACAGAUCGUAACAAACGAUUAACGGCUUUGCGAGAGUAUUUAAGGAGAUUCUAGGAGGUCCUAUGCAGCUAUGAAUUUCAAAACAUCAAAUACUGACCACUCCAUCACUUGGUAAAAUAUAAUAUCAGCUGCCUUUAGGUGUCAUCUAAGCCUUUGUAUUUCUUUUAAAAGUUUGUCAUCUAAUAGAUCAUCAAAGAAAGAGGUUAAUUUUGGAACUGACACCAAUAACUCUUCUUGCUGAUUGCAGAUUCUUGGGUUGAACAGCCCCAAACAUACAUAUCUGCUACUUCCUUGACCGUUUAUGAUCAAAAUGAAAGUGAUCUUCCGCAUUUCCCUACUGUUCUUCUCGCUCAGAGAGUCAAGCAUCUAUUAAUUGUUCUCCUGCUAUUCUCCUCUUAAGCCUUAAUCUUAUCUCUCUACUGAAAAGUGAUUUUAAAAGUGCCUUUUCCAUAGCAUGUUCUACCGAGUGACAGUUUUUUUACGCACUGACUUGUAUUGGGAGAAAUUAAUCUCCUAUUUUAAUUUUAAUUUGGCUCGUUGUAAACAGUGCCUAACAAAGGACGAUACCAUAGAGUCAACAAUAUUAAAGAUACGACCCAAAACAGUUUCUAGUUACAAUUAAUUAAGAUUUAUUAAUUCUUAAGAUAAUUACAAAAGAAAAGAAAAUAUAAUUACAAUCUUCAACUUACAGUAUGGUAGAUCUUGUACCGGUACACAGUUAACACAGUUAGAAUAAUGUGCCAAUGAAUAAUGCGAAAUAAACAAAUACACAAAGAAUAAAACACGCCUCGUAAAGUUAAUAAAAUCUAUCUAAAUCUCCGUCUCUUCGUAUCUGUCAAUCCUUUAUAUACAUGUAGCGUAAGACGCUUCCAGAAGGACCUAUAACGUGUUGUUUACAUAUCUCGGGUUAAGGAGUACAUUCGAGAAGUACCCGGAGACAUUCUACCCAAUGCGUAAUUGGAAGCCGAUUGUAAACAAGCUACAUCAAAGAGAUUUAGCCACGCCCACAGCAGACGUUACUGUCUGCUAGGAGUGUACUACGAGGUCGAGGAAAGUUCACGCACAGGCAAUUGUGCUACAUAACACAGUGCUUCUCGAGCAGAAACAAUAUUAAAAACUUGGUCACCACUUUAUCAAGAAUAAAGCCUUUAGUGUGCAGUUACUGCUGUGUAAUAAAGAUUAACUUCUUUACGUAGAUCAGCCCAAAGUUAAAGGUAGCAGAUAAGCCAUCAAUACCAGACAGCGUGUAAAAGACCUUGUGCUUAACCUCUUGUAUUCACUUUUUCAAGAGGAUCACAUUGACUAUAAAGCCCCAAUCGUCACCCCACAUUAAUUAAACUUAUCUUUCACCGUUUUAACAGCAGCAUGAUAAGAACUCCAACCUGUUGUUGACAGACUUUUCACCAAUAUUCUAAUUUGUUCAAUUUGGAUAGGAUACAUGUAGAGGCCGACCGAAUUUCGGCUUCGGCUUCGGUUUCGGCGCCGAAAGUGGCCAUAUUAUCACUUUCGGCCAAGUUUCGGUUUCGGCCGAAACUGAAAAGUUAACUUUCGGCUUAAUUUCGGUUUCGGCUGAAAGAGAAAAGUUAAUUUUCGGUUUUUCUUCGGUUUCAGCCGAAAUUGACUUAGACUUUCGGCCAUCCGGCCGAAAGUGACUCAGGUUUUUGGUCAUCUAAUACUCAGUGAAAGCGAUAUUUAACAACACACUAAGCGACAUUUAAGAACAAACUAAACGAUCUUUAAAACAAACUAAGCGAUCUUUAAGAACAUCUAAGCGAUCUUUAAUAACAAACUAAACGACCUCAAAGAACAAAAUAAACGAUUUUUAAGACCGAACUAAAUUAUCUUUAAGAACAAAACAAAUGAUCUUUAAUAGUAAACUAAAUGAUUUAUAAGAAUAAACUAAGCGAUCUUUAACAGAAAACUAAAUGCUCUUUAGGAACAAACUAAAAGAUCUUUAAGAACAAACUAAUUGAUCUUAAGGAAAAAAUCAAUUAUCUUUAACAACAAACUAUGGGAUCUUUAUGAACAAACUAAGCGAUCUUUAACAACAAACUAAUCGAUCUUUAACAACAAACUAAGCAAUUUUUAUGAACUAACUAAACGAUCUUUAAGAACAAAUAAAGUGAUCAUUAACAAAAACUGGACGAUCUUUAACAACAAACUAAGCGAUCUUUAAGAAAAAACUAAAGGAUCUUUAACAAUAAACUAGGCGAUCUUUAUGAACAAACUAACCAAUCUUUAAGUAAAAUAAAGCGAUCAUUAACAAAAACUGGACGAACUUUAACAAAAAACUAAGCGAUCUUUAAGAACAAACUCACGAUCUUUAAGAACAAACUAACCGAUCAAUAGCAAGCAACUAACGAUCUUUAACAAAAAACUAAACCAUCUUUAAAAACAAAUAAAGCGACCUUUCAGAACCAAUUAAGCGAUCUUUUAGAACCAUAUCAGAACAACAAUUUUUAGAGACCCGGUUUAAAAAAAUAAUAUUUUUCAUUAAUUUGCCCCCCCCCCCACCCCCCAUUUUUUUUGGCCAAAUUUUAUCUUACCAUACUAAUUUUAAAAAAUUGUAAAGCAAUUUAAAUUACUUUUAUAUUAAAAUGGUAAAAUCCAAGGUAUUCAUUAGAUCAAGGGUCUCAAACUCAAAUCAUCAGGGGGGCCGCAGGAGUUAGUGUCUGAAUGAGCCUGGGCCGCAUCAAGAAAUCCACAAAAAGCGAUUACAACUGUUACAAUCUGCUCAACCUUUAUAAAUAACAAUAAAAUCAUUAAGGGUUCUCAAGAACUAGGAUUCACUUUCAUCCACCUACUCACUGUUGUAUACAAAAAUAUAUAAAAACAUUUUUAAAAAAAAAUCAGAAUUAGACUAGUUGGUGAGAUUCGACUGAAACCGUCGCGGAGUCAUGUUAUAGAUAUGAGAAUGGGGGAAACGGGCCGGCGCAUUAACGCUAAGCUUUUCUGUCAUGUAGCGGGCCGCAAAAUAUCGUCUUGCGGGUCACAAAUGAGUUUGCGGGCCGCGAGUUUGAGACCCCUAUAUUAGAAGUUUAUUUAUUAAUAUUCACGAUUAUCUCAUUUUUUAUAAAAAGAAUGUAAAAAAUGAAUACUUUCCCACAUCAUUUUCGAUGUAUGCAGAAUGUAUGCGGGAACGAAUUUCAAAAUAUCUUAAUAUUUCAUUUUCGGUUUCGGCUUCGGUUUCGGCCGAAAUUCAUUUUUAACUUUCGGCAUUUUUUCGGUUUCGGCCGAAAGUCAUUUUAAUCUUUCGGCAUAUUUUCGGCUUCGGCCGAAAUCAGAAAAUCACUUUCGGUCGGUCUCUAGUUACAUGCGUCGAAAAUUUACGUGUAAUCCUUCAUUCUUUUAUGAAAGUCAUUACGAAUGAGCAUUGCGAGCUGUGCACAAAUGUCAUUUUCCGGUUAGGUGUCAGGCCCGAGAUGGUGUCACCUGGUGUGGCUCUCACCCCCGCAUCCCGCAGCUACGCCGCUGCUCCUUAGGUUGCCGACUUAAAGUAGACACGUUUCUCACAGAAUUUCUGUCUCACGAAUCUUAUUUUUUUUCUGUUAGGGAGUCACUAAGGGAGUGAGGGAGCCACUUAGGCUAAGCCAAUGUCCUACAAUAGGGAGCCACUUAGGCUAAGCCAAUGUCCUACAAUAGGGAGCCACUUAGGCUAAGCCAAUGUCCUACAAUAGGGAGCUACUUAGGCUAAGCCAAUGUCCUACAAUAGGGAGCUACUUAGGCUAAGCCAAUGUCCUACAAUAGGGAGCUACUUAGGCUAAGCCAAUGUCCUACAAUAGGGAGCCACUUAGGCUAAGCCAAUGUCCUACAAUAGGGAGCUACUUAGGCUAAGCCAAUGUCCUACAAUAGGGAGCUACUUAGGCUAAGCCAAUGUCCUACAAUAGGGAGCUACUUAGGCUAAGCCAAUGUCCUACAAUAGGACAGCUACUUAGGCUAAGCCAAUGUCCUACAAUAGGACAGCUACUUAGGCUAAGCCAAUGUCCUACAAUAGGACAGCUACUUAGGACCAAAAUAUGUCCCUCGAGAUGGAGCCACCGUGACCCACCUUUUAACUUACCGGUUAAUGAUCAUGAUAUAAUUUUUUCCUAGAGCGUCCCCGGAGCACCUGAACAGUGGGGCUAGCGGAGCAGGGAUUGAAAACCACUCUUCUUAUCGGAACCGACAAUUAGUACAAGGAUUUUUAAAAGCAUUUCUUUUUAGGCAACAAUGUUACGGUUUUAUAAUUUCUGUUGUCCAUUUUUGGCCGGGGGCCCCGAAAAUAGGUUUUUUUUUCUGAUACGAGCUCUAUAAAUUGUUGUUAUAAAAAUAUCGGUGGGAUAAAACUAACAAUGUCCAAUCCAUUCGAGGCAAAUCUAGAAUUUUCUAGAAAGUUCGAUAAUUUAAAAAAAGCUAUAUGUAUGGCAUUUUUUAAAACCGAUUUAAUGGGACAAGUUUUAAAUUUUAACAUUUUAGCUUUAUUAUUUAACCGAACGUUUUUUUAUAGGCCCCCCACCCCCAAACUUAGGCAAACUAAAUUGGUCCAAUUAUUGAAUGGGCCCCCAACGCAGUACCUAAUCCAACUUAAAUGUAGUAUAGUUAUAGCAGUACAUUUAGUUGUAUAAUUUUUCUUGCUAGAAAAGUAAUUACGUAGAAAAUUGUUUCCACGUUUUAUUGGGGAUAUUAAAUUUAAUCUAGAAUGUUCCAGAAAUGUCUGUAUUUAUCUACGGGGUUAGAAAACGGGCUUUAAAGCUCAUUGAAAUGUUAAGUCGAUCCAAUAGUAAACUGAAUUCACUGGUAAUGGGAUCAACCCGUUACUCAGUGAAGUGGAUCCCACUGGCAAACUGGAUGCUACCGAGAUUGGGAUCCUAGCGGAAUCGGGAUCAAAUCAGGGUCGAGUUCCCCAAAGGCAUCGGAAUAUUUACAGGAUCAGAAACACACCUACAUCGGGAUUCCACUGGGAUACGGAUACCACCGGGAUCAGAAUACAGACGGGAUCAGGAACCCACUGGAAUUGGGAUCCAGAGGGAUCAGAAUCCCACCAGAAAAAGGGUUUCUUAAGAAAUUGGGAUGCUAAAGGUCCCACCUGGAUCGGGAUACUUUCGGGAAACUCGAUCCCACCCGGAUCCGGAUCCCACUAGUAGUCGAGAUCGCGAUCCCACCGGUAUCAGGAUCGGGAUUCCAUCGAAAUGGGGAUCCCAUCAGUAUUGAUAUCCAACUGGGAUUGGGAUCCAAACGGGGUCGGGAUCAAUCUGGAUAACGUUAUGAACUCGGAAAACGGGAUCCCAUCGGCAUACGGGUUCAGAUUGGAAUCCUUCUUUGAUCGAUGUCUUAUCGGGGAACGAAAUGUGUACAAAAGUUAUUUUAAAUGUGUUUUUAUAGGAGACAAAUUAUUGUAAUUUUUUGUUUACUGUAGAGAUGUUUUGCUUUUUUUUUUUGACAUGGCACUUAAUUUCAUUGUUAAUUAAAAGGCUGUAGAAGUUGUUCUUUCGAAUGCAAUCCCGUACAACAAAGGGUAUAUGGGCCAGUAUAUAUAUAUAUAUAUAUAUAUAUAUAUAUAUAUAUAUAUAUAUAUAUAUAUUAGCAUCCUGUUCCCAGUAGGAUUUUUUCCAGGUGGUACUACGAAGGGGAUAUGUGGAGAAAAUCCCCAUGAAGUAUAGAAAAGAAUAAAGCUAAACUAAUAGUUUAAUGAGCUUUUUUUAAACGCCAUUAUAUAUCGCCGUAGAACAAAAUAGAACUUUCUGAAAAAUUCUACAUUUCAUUGAAUAUCCUCAUCGAAGCGUGUAAACAUGAAUUUUCUAUGACAUGACGUAAAAUUAUUCUACAAUUAAGGGCACUAUUAUAGCUCUAGGACAUUUAAGUUGAACUAUACCGAUUUAGUUUUGCCUGAAAUAAGGGGCCCUAUAUAAAUCAGUCAGAUAAAUAAACUUUUAAUUUUAAAGUUGUCCCAUUAAAAUCGGUUUAAUAACAAUAAAGCAAUUUAAAAAUAAAGAACUUUUGGAAAAUUCUAGAAGGAAAUUCUUAGUUUUAAAUCCACCGACAUUUCAUUACGGACAAUGAAAUGGAUUGCUACCAAGCGAGGCCUAGAUCCGGCAAUUCAACAUAGAACCUCUAGUGCUGUCUAAGCCAAUUGAUAUUUAUAGAGCUUAUAAAAGAAAAAAUGACAUGGGGGUCCACGGCGACAGAGGAAUGGAUAUUAUGCGUUCAGUACCCUUCCGUAUUUGAAUAUGGCUAAUCAAGUGUAUGCGUACUAAGUUUGGUCAAGAUCCAUUCAUUUAUGCAGGAGUAUUUGUUGUUAAUUCUAUUUCUAUAGCUCAUAUGAGAAAAAAUUACGAACUCAUGUCUAUUUUUUCAUGAAUUUUGUCCCCCGUCCCCCCCCCCCCCCCUUUUCAUUAAUUUUUUCCCCCCCCCCCCCCCCCCCCCAUGAACAUUUUCUCUUACAAACUUCUUAAAAAUACAUUUCAACAACUUUACUUUUUAAUUCAAGUGGUAAAAGCCAAAUUUUUCAUUUGUUGUUAAUCCAUUAAAAUUCAAGGUAAUCGCAUGUUCAAUUAAAAAAAUAUAAAUAUCGAUGCUUAACCAUAUCGUUUUUCGAUGUAAGGAAGGCGUAAGCGCGACCUGUUUCAAAAUAGCUAAAUUUUUCGGUUUCGGCCAAAAAUCGUAUAAAGCUUUUCGUUUCGGCUUCGGUUUAGUCCGAAAGUCUCGUUAAGCUUUUGGUUUCUGCUUCGGUUUCGGCCUCGUUAAGCUUUAGAUUUCGGGUUCGGCCGACAUCAGAAAAUCUCGGUCGGCCCUUACUUCAAUGUCUGAUUACUUUCUGCCAUUUGUCAAUACGGCCUGACAUGAGUCCUUACUGCUGACAAAAUAUGUUUCUGUACGUAAGUAUCAUAUUACUGAUACUGACGACUGUUGAAAUGUCAUAUGAAAAUUUUAAAUUAUUUUUCCCCUUUCUUCCCAUCAUUUCCUUUUCAUUGACGACUGACAUAUCAUCGACCCGGUCUGUCAGGUGGAAAGCUGUGCGGUUGGGGUUUGGUCAAGGUCAUUGCUCUCUGGAGAUGAAGAAAUUACAGUAUACAGUGACCCGGUCUGUUCACAAGUUAAUGAUACAAUCGGUGAGCCUGCAUACUAUUUAUACACACUAAGAUAUAUAGAUAGAUCUAAUUCAUAUAUAUAUAUAUAUAUAUAUAUAUAUAUAUAUAUAUGUUUAUUUAUAUAUAUAUAUUUAUAUUAUUUAUACACACUAAGAUAUAUAUAUAGAUAUAAUUCAUAUAUAUAUAUAUAUAUAUAUAUAUAUAUAUAUAUAUGUUUAUUUAUAUUUAUAUAUUCAUAUUCUUACUAUGUGACCGGCUUUGCCUACGAUUACAUUGAGUCAAGUCUAAUGUAACAGUCUUGUCCAUAAGGUUUCAUAAAAUGUGUUAUUCGAGAGGGGCCUAUAAAAAUCAUUUGAUACAUUUUCAAGGUAAUUUUGAAAAAUUAAGUAAGGUGUCAUCAUGAAAGUUACUUAAUUAGCCCCUUUCAAUAUCCUUGCCUGGUGCAUCCUGUGCAUAGGGCGCCAUCAAUGAUCUUCCAAAAUAAUACAAAGCAUUGCAUGUGGGCACCAUCUAAGAAAAAUAGAGAGUGCAAUCAAAAGAUUUGCCGAUCUAAAGACUGAAACACAUGUCAUCGGUAGGCUAGUUGAUCAUAGUGCCCACGGUAGGCUAACUGAUCAUAGUGCCCACGGUGGGCUAACUGAUCAUACUGCCCACGGUGGGCUAACUGAUCAUACUGCCCACGUUGGGCUAACUGAUCAUAGUGCCCACGGUGGGCUAACUGAUAAUAGUGCCCACAGUAGACUAAUUAUUGUUCAUACUGUCCAAAGACAUUUUACUCAUUACCAAACCAUAGUUUUUUUUCAAGCAAGAAUUUAUUAUGAUUAAACUUUGAAGAGGCGCCAAAGUUGAACUUGCCCGGGGCGCCAAAGUUAAGCUUGCCCAGGGUGCCAGAAAGCAUAGGACCGGCUCUGCGCCUAAAAUUUGUAUAUCGGUUAAAUGAAGAGCUGGGCCAAUCACAAUUAGUUACACAAAUAAUCACUCAAAGAAGAGCCCUAUCGAAACCCUUAAGACCAAUAGUAAGCUAGCCUUUUAAAGUGUAAAAUGAUUAAGUGGCCCUGGUGUUAGAAAUAUAAAUUGGUUGACAAAAUUAUUGCUGAAAAGGGAGGGGUUGGGGAUGGUAACUGCUAACCUUCAAAAGUUGUCAUAUUAGAAUUCUAUGCAAAUACAAGAUGCUUUAGUCUUUUCAAAUUUAAAAUGCCCCCCCCCCACGGGAAAUGGACAUAACAUAUACCAAAACUAUCAUUUAAAUUGGGGCCUUAUUAAAAUCCUUUCAAAAAAUAUUCAAGUUUACUUUGUAAAAUCGUCUCAUUAAUAAAGGUAAACAAUUUCAGAAAUAUUACUAAUUUGAUUAUUGAAAUUGGGAGACAAUGUUAUUUUCAGGGAAAUAGAUAAGAAAGAGUCUAAAAGCCAACUUUAUCACGAUAACUUAAGUGUAGGCUAGAAUUUUGGCCAGUAUUGGACAAUCAUCCCAGAAGGUCGCGUAAGCCCUGCCUUCCUGAAAGACUUAUGACGUUUCUAGAACAAUCACAAUCAUUCUAGAAAAUACUAUUUGGAACAGAUUAAUUAUUUUUAGUGGCUGUUGGCAUCAACACGACAGAUAAAAAGACUAAGCCACACCCAUGUAUGAACACAGCGUCUCAUGCGGGGUCAAUCAGAGUGCACGCACGAGAAAAAUUAUGUAAACAAGCUCUAUAUAAUAUAAAUACAGUGGCGUAGUGAGGGGGGUGCGGACUGCACCGGGUGACACCAUUUUAGGGGUGACACACAAUUGAAAAAUUGCAUAUUUACAGCGCAAUCUGAGCACACACAACCGAGAUUCAUACAAGUAUAACCGAUCACACUUACAUUUUUCAUACAAGUAUAACCGAUCACACUUACAUUUUUCAUACAAGUAUAACCGAUCACACUUACAUUUUUCAUACAAGUAUAACCGAUCACACUUACAUUUUUCAUAAAUGUAACCUAUCCAAAGACAUGGAUGGUUUGGUGAUAAUGUUGAUUCAAACCAUGAUACUGUACGUGUAAUGGUUAAUGACAACAACUGGCACAUUUUAAAAGAUGCACUAGAUACGUACCUCAUAUACCUUUGGGGAAAUUUUUUCGGUCUGAACCUAUUAAAAUAUGAAGCACCUCGUUUCAGAACAAGGACGGACUAUUCAGCGUAGUGACAAGGCUAAAUGCGAAAUCUAAAUGAGGUGUUUGCCAGCUAAAACAAAUCAAUGGAUCUAAGGGAUGAUUCAAAAUGGGAGGAAAAUACUGCGGUCGUGGAUGGUUUAUUCACUCGUCAGUCAGAAGUUGUAUUGUUUUUCCUGCAGAUUGUUUGCUGUUAUUGUUACAGAAACAACAUCCACAUUUGUUACUGGCUUUCAUAAGUAGUGGAAACUGAGCCAAAAUUACAAAAUCAUGAGGCAUUGGAAGAGCCCCUUGUGGCCUUGAAAAGUUGAAAGCAUUGGCAGCAGAACUUAGGAUACACAAAACAACUGAUGCCGAAAGUAUUGCUGUGAUGGGCAGGGAGAAGAAAAAGUGGAGGGAUAUCCUGCGCAGGUUGCUGGAUAUCACAUUGUUUCUUGCAAAACAAAAUCUUGCCUUUCGUGUCCACAACUAAGUUGAGUCUUUACUUCAUUUUUCUUGAAAUGGUUGACAUGUUAUCUAAAUAUGACCCAGUGCUAAAAGAGCACCAAAUGAGACUAAAGACGAGUACAUCUACAGAAAAAGCAUCCGCAUCUUACCUUACACAAGAAACCCAAAAUGAUUUUAAAAAUGUCCUCGCACAUCAUGUGAAUUAGAUUCUUUUCAAGGAUUUAAAGGCUGCAAGGUAUUUUGAAAUUAUGUUCGAAAGUACACCUGAAAUAUCACACAGUGAUCAGAUGUCCGAAGUGAUCAGAUAUGUGAAAAUCAAUAAUGGGAAAGUUGAAGUGAGAGAUGUGUUCUUGCAUUUUUCCCCUUAAGAGGGGAAAAAGCUGAUGACCUCAGCUCUGAAAUUCUUAAAAAUCUAAAACUUUCUAGACUAGAAAUGAUGUUUAGAGCUCAAGGUUACGAUAAUGCUGCCACAAUGUCUGGAAUCCAUGGAGGUGUUGAGGCCAUUAUGAAAAGAAAUAUUAAAAGAAUGCAAUUUUUAAUAUAUGUGUGGGCAAUUCACUUAACUUGUGUGGUCAACACUCUUUUGCAGAAAAUGCUUCAUGUAUUACAUUUUUCGAUACUCUUGAAAGAAUAGUUUCCUUGUUUGCUGCAUCCACUCAUCGAUGGAAUGUUCUAAUUGAACACACCACUGGGAUGUCGGUGAAAAGACUGUCGAUAAGAGUUGGAGAGCUCAUCAUGCUGCUGUUAAAACAGUGAAAGAUGAGUUUGAUGAAUGUGCGGCGGUGAUUGAAGCUCUGUGUAAUCCUCUUGAAUAUUCAGAUACAAAAGGUACAGCACACGGUCUUUUGCAUGCUGUCUGUGAUUUCACGUUUAUAUGCUACCUUUACCUUUGGGCUGAUCUACUCGAGGAAGUUAAUCUUACACAGCAGUAUCUGCAGACUAAAGGCAUUACUCUUGACAAAGUGGUGAGAAAUCUAGAGGCCUAAAAAUUCUCCACGUGAAGCGCCGUCACUUGGUGUAACAUGCUAUUGAAAAAGCACUUUUAAAAUCAGACCAAUAUGGAAUUUCGGUAGAGAGAAGAAUAAGGUUGAAGAAGCGAAUGGCAGGAGAACAAUUAAUUGAUGCUGGACUCUUUCUGCGAGAAGAAAACAGUAGGGAGAUCCUGGCUUGUAUUGAUUGCUUUCAUUCUGAAUGCCAGAUCAGAUCAUUAGCGAUCAAGGAAAUAGCAGAUAUGUUUGGUACUGUUUGACACAAGAGUCUAGUAUCAGCAAGUGAAGAAGGGUUAUCGGUUUCCGUUCCAAAAUUAACCUCUUUCUAUGAUGACUCAUUAGAAGAUGAAUUUUUAAAAGAAAUACCAAAGCCUAGAAGAGAUCUAAAGGCAGCUGAUAUUGAAUUUCACAAAUUCAAGGACUGGUCAGUAUUUGAUGUUUUGAAAUUCAUAACUGAAUGGGACCUCCUAGAAUCUCCUCCAAUACUCACGCUAAGCUUUUAAUUUUUUUCUUACAAUAUUUGUCUAUGUGGCUUCUUGCGCCCGGAGCUUAUCAAAACUAAGCUUAUCAAGAAAUAUUUAUGAUCCACCAUGGGAAAGUCUAGGCUUUCUGAUGCGGCUCUGCUAUUAAUUGGAAUUGAUACAGUGAAUGAAAUUGAUUUCGAUCAAGUGAUUGACAGGUUUGCAGCUUUGAAGACACGGAAAGGACAAUUUGAAAUAAAGUAAAUUGAAUGUAAAAAUAACUAUAACUUAACGUUGUUGCAGAUUUAAAGAUAUUGACCUCAUGACCUUCGAUGUAUCUGAUUUUGUUCUUGUCAUUGUUAUACAGUGUAUUUAUUUUAACAAGUAGAAAUCCAUCAUUGAAGUUGUUUUUGUUUUUGUUUUUUUUUUGGGGGGGGAGGGUGACACCGUGAGUUUACCGCACCGGGUGACACCAACCCUAGAUACGCCACUGUAUAUAUAUAUACAUUUCUGAAAGCACUACCUUUCGAACGUCAUCAACACAAACUAUAGCAACACAUUUUCUCAAUUAAUCUCAACACCAAAACAUGCUCACUUAAAGGGGAAAAUGGUGGGGUUGGGGUGGGGGGGGGGCUAGGUGACACCAUUAAUUAACCACAACGGGUAACACAAAACGUAGUGACGCCUCUGUUCCGGAGGACAUUGCCAACCCCAGAGACAUGCCAGAAAGGAACACGGCUUCCGUAAGUGUUAAUUCCAAGCCUUGCAAUGGACUGGUUUUUUUAGGGGGUUUUUUUGGUGUUAUAAAAAAAUAAACCAUAAUUUGACUGAAAAAAAUAAACCAUAAUCUGACUGAAAAAAAUAAACCAUAAUUUGACUGAAAAAAAUAAACCAUAAUUUGACUGAAAAAAAUAAACCAUAAUUUGACUGAAAAGAAUAAACCAUAAUCUGACUGACAAAUCAACUUUUCAACAUCUAAUUAACAAAAGGGCAACGUGGAGUCAAUGUUGGAGGGGAAUCCCCAGCAGACGUCAAUGACCCUGAAGUACAGAAGGCCCUUGCUUUUGCUGGGAAAAAUUACAACGCCAUUAGCGACUAUGCUUUUAUACUCAAAGUUGUCAGUGUGUCUAAAGUAACGAAACAG